Messenger RNA from Amorphotheca resinae ATCC 22711, 189 nucleotides. RefSeq lists its product as hypothetical. Gene Ontology annotation, molecular function: structural constituent of ribosome. Gene Ontology annotation, biological process: translation. The coding region runs from base 1 to 189 and encodes 62 amino acids. Lineage: Eukaryota; Fungi; Ascomycota; Leotiomycetes; Helotiales; Amorphothecaceae. Gene Ontology annotation, cellular component: ribosome; cytosolic small ribosomal subunit. The record is from RefSeq and is a predicted model, not a curated record. The transcript has 3 exons.
AUGGGAAAGGUUCACGGAUCUCUCGCUCGUGCCGGAAAGGUCAAGUCUCAGACACCAAAGGUUGAGAAACAAGAGAAGAAGAAGACCCCCAAGGGCCGCGCGAAGAAGAGAAUCACAUACACCCGCAGAUUCGUGAACGUCACUCUGACCGGUGGCAAGAGGAAGAUGAACCCCAACCCAACCUCGUAA